AUGCUGCUGCCCUCCGUUUGCUUUUUCAUACUCCAAACUUCUUCAUAUUUUCCUGCUUACUUUGUUUCAGCUUUGUUGCUGGCUGGCACAUCUGCAACUAAAGAAGCCACCAAGAAAAACAAAAAGCCAAAAUUAUAUGUACCUCAGAUCGAGUGUGACGUCAAAGCUGCGAAGAUCAUAAAUCCAGAAUUCAUUGCCAUGUGUCCCUCAGGAUGUCAAGAUGUCAAAUACCGAGUCUAUGGCACUGAUAUCUAUGCGUCUUUCUCCAGCAUAUGCGGUGCUGCAAUUCACAGUGGUACAAUAGACAGAUCUGGAGGAAAAAUCCUGGUUCAAAAAGUUGCCGGACAAUCUGGUUACAAGGGUAGUUUCACUAAUGGAAUCCGAUCAUUGUCUUUACCACGGUGGAGGGAGUCCUUCAUUGUUUCAGAAGGCAAACCCAAAAAAGGUGUGCAGUACCCAUCAACUCUUGAAUAUUCAUCUUCCAAAAGCACACCUGUUAAAGGUGGUUCAGUACGGAAGGAAUCUCAGGUGACUGCAGCAGCACCAUCACACGCUACACAAGCUACACCAAAGCCCUUGAUCCUCACUACAGAGUCUGUCAGCACAACCCCAAAGGCAACACCAGCCCCGACUAGCACCACUUCCACCACCAUCAAAAUGACAACCGUUGCAGCUACAAAGCCACAGGCUGCAAUCCACAAGGUCAAGGACAUAGGUUCCAGCAAUGUCCAUCCUGCUUACUCAUCAGUGGCGGCUGUAGCAUCAAGGCAAGUUCAGUCUGUACAAGGAAGAACCCAAAAUCAAGCAUUUAGAGGGACUUCCAGCUAUGCAAGUAACAGAAAUAUCCCUCGACCUAAUACAGGUCUUCAGCGUCAGGAGCCAGUUGCUACAUUCCGGAAACCUGCCAUCAGCCCUGCCAAUCAAGCUAUGGAAACAGACUUGUGGAAACCUGGAUCAAGCCUUUUUGACACAGGUUUCAGCUCCAAGGAAGACUUGGUCCCAAAACCUUUGGAGCCAGUUUCCCAGGGAAAUCCAAAUUGCAAGGUUGAUUUAGCCUUCCUGAUAGAUGGGAGCUGGAGCAUUGGCAAGCGCCGCUUUCAGAUCCAGAAACAGUUCCUCAGGGAUGUAGCUCAGGCCCUCGAUGUUGGCACGGCUGGGCCUCUCAUGGGCAUGGUUCAGUAUGGUGAUGAUCCUUUUGUCGAAUUUAACUUGAAGUCCCAUACAAACUCGAAGAAUCUGAAAAAUGCCAUUGAGAAAAUAGUCCAGAAAGGAGGAUUAUCCAAUGUUGGGCGAGCACUGUCCUUUGUGAACAAAAUCUUCUUCGAGGAUUCCAACGGGAACCGAGGCAGUGCACCGAAUGUUGCUGUCGUGAUGGUGGAUGGGUGGCCCACCGACAGGGUGGAAGAGGCCUCCAGGCUUGCGAGAGAAUCCGGCAUCAACAUUUUCUUUCUCACCAUUGAGGGACCCGAUGAAAAUGAGAAGCAGAAUGUAAUUGAAGCAAACUUUGUGGACAAGGCUGUAUGCAGGACCAAUGGAUACUAUUCAAUCAAUGUUCCCAGCUGGUUUAGCUUACACAAAGUAGUGCAGCCUUUAGUGAAGCGCGUUUGUGACUCCGAUCGCCUAGCAUGUAGCAAGACCUGCCUAAAUGCAGCAGACAUUGGGUUUGUCAUUGAUGGAUCCAGCAGUGUUGGCACCGGCAACUUCCGCACCAUCCUCCAGUUUGUAGCCAACAUUAGCAAGGAAUUUGAGAUUUCUGAUACAGACACUCGUAUUGGAGCUGUGCAGUAUACCUAUGAACAGAGGCUGGAGUUUGGCUUUGACAAGCACAACACCAAGCAGGACGUCUUGAAUGCUAUCAAGAGAAUCAACUAUUGGAGCGGAGGAACCAGCACUGGUGCAGCCAUCAACUAUGCCUUUGAACAGCUCUUCAGCAAGUCCAAACCCAACAAGAGGAAGCUAAUGAUUCUGAUUACCGAUGGCAGAUCGUACGAUGAUGUCCGAGGGGCGGCUACAGCAGCUCAUCAAAAUGGAGUUAUAGCUUAUUCAAUUGGAAUUGCUUGGGCUGCCCAAGAUGAGCUGGAAACCAUUGCAACGGACCCUGAUAAAGAGCACUCAUUCUUUGUGGAUGAAUUCGACCACCUCUACAGAUUUGUUCCUCGGAUCAUCCAGAAUAUUUGUACAGAGUUCAAUUCACAGCCACGGAACUAA
This is a messenger RNA of Varanus komodoensis (Komodo dragon), 2208 nucleotides long. RefSeq names its product vitrin (gene VIT). Gene Ontology annotation, biological process: extracellular matrix organization; positive regulation of cell-substrate adhesion. Gene Ontology annotation, cellular component: interstitial matrix. The coding region runs from base 1 to 2208 and encodes 735 amino acids. The record is from RefSeq and is a predicted model, not a curated record. The transcript is spliced from 16 exons. Lineage: Eukaryota; Metazoa; Chordata; Lepidosauria; Squamata; Varanidae.